This is a messenger RNA of Struthio camelus australis, 2566 nucleotides long. The record is from RefSeq and is a predicted model, not a curated record. NCBI's taxonomy places the organism in Eukaryota, Metazoa, Chordata, Aves, Struthioniformes, Struthionidae.
AUGGCGACUGCAUCCCCAGGGUAUGAGCGUGCAUCUGUGCGCGUGUGCGCUCUCAACAUGGAUGUUCCCCCGGUGCCUUUCCGCCUGCUUGAUGCUGCCGAGCUCAGCACUAAAAUGGGAUCUAACGCCCAUCGGCUGCUGGGGGAAAUGUGUUGCUGUGGCGUGGCCUCGUCGCACCUCUUCGACUACGGCUCCACCAUGGCCGCAAAUGGAGGUGAUACCUCCUUCUACACGUCUUUGAUUUCAGACGUCCACUACACUACUCCGCGGGACUCCACCUACUUCACGGGCAUUUAUCAGCAGGAGAACAGCCCUGUUCCCUGCUCAGGCAGCACAGAAGGGUUUAAUACGCUGGGGCAUCCUGUUCAAGAUGUGACUGGAUUUGAGUCCCGUGGCUUGUUUAGCUCAGAUUCAGGAAUAGAGAUGACUCCUGCAGAAUCUACCGAAGUCGAUAAAACCUUAGCAGACCCCAUGAAAGUAGAAGCUUAUAAAUACAUGGACAUGAGUAGAUCAGAAGAAAUAAAAUACCAAGAAAAACGUGACCCAGACUUGGAAGGCGAGAGCCCAGGCCUUAUUGAUAAGUAUCGUGGAGUAUCAGCCGAAUCCGACCAAGCUGCUGAAGCUCAGGGGAUGGCUUUGGAGGGUACAAAGGCAGCCAAAGAGCGAGGCUCACUUGAAGACGAAAAAUCUGGUGAUCAGCACAGUGCCUCCACAGUGACAGCCCCUGUGAAGAUCACACUCACUGAGAUAGAAAGCACAGGGGAGCCUGCCAGCAAGGAGACUAGUCCAACUAAACCAGAAACUGGCCUGAAACCAAGCCACGAGGUGGUUCCAACAGUGACCGUGUCGGAGCCAGAGGAUGACAGCCCAGGGUCCGUCACGCCGCCAUCAUCUGGCACAGAACCGUCGGGCUCAGAAUCGCAAGGCAAAGGCAGCCUGUCGGAGGACGAACUUAUCAGCGCCAUCAAGGAAGCGAAAGGCUUCUCCUUCGAGGCCGCGGAGGCGCCGCGGUCGGCGGGCCUUUCCGCCGAGAGACCCGACCAGCGGGCGAAACCCGGGAGCCCCGCCGUGCCCUCGCCCCCCGAUAACGAAGCCAGCAGAGCCGAGACAUUAGUACGUCAGGUUUUGGAGGACGGAUCCCACGCUAUUGCUGCCACCAGAGAGCCAGUGCUGAGGCCAGCAGGGAUGCGGGAAGCUGAGGCCUCUUACAAUUUAGAACGUCUUGGUCUUCUCUCCCCAGCUAUCGAUCUGUUGUACUGGCGUGACAUCAAGCAGACAGGAAUAGUGUUCGGGAGCCUCCUGCUGCUGCUCUUCUCCCUGACCCAGUUCAGCGUCGUCAGUGUCGUGGCCUACCUGGCCCUGGCCGGUCUCUCAGCCACCAUCAGCUUCAGAAUCUACAAGUCAGUCCUACAGGCCGUGCAGAAGACAGACGAGGGACAUCCUUUCAAAGCCUACCUGGAGAUGGAAAUGAAUCUUUCACAGGACCAGAUUCAGAAAUACACAGACUGCCUCCAGCUAUAUGUCAACAGCACAGUCAAAGAGCUGAGGAGACUCUUUCUCGUUCAGGACCUCGUGGAUUCCUUAAAAUUUGCAGUACUAAUGUGGCUGCUGACUUACGUGGGAGCCCUCUUCAAUGGCCUGACUCUUCUGAUAAUGGCUGUGGUGUCUAUGUUUACUCUACCUGUUGUAUAUGACAAGUACCAGGCACAGAUUGAUCAAUACUUGGGACUUGUGCGGACCCACAUAAACACUGUUGUGGCAAAGAUUCAGGCUAAAAUCCCAGGUGCUAAGAGAAAGGCAGAGUAAAGCAGACAUCAAGAAUUCAUCAACUACAGUAGUGAAUAAUGGGGGAAUCUGGAGUGAAACAUCUCUGUUCUUACACUUUACUGCAAAUUUAUUGUUCUUUUUUUUUUCUCAACACCAUAAUCUUAGAAACAUAAAACUCAGAAGCAGUGCUUUUUCCCCUGCUGCUUCUGCACUUAGAAUAUUUGCAAUCACUUGUGUCAAGCACUAAAGUAUAGUAAAGAGAAAAGUGUACUAGAUGUGUUUUUUUGUGUUGCUUAUAAAGUGCAUGAUGGUGAGAGCCUAAAUAAUAUUGACCUUUUUUAUUUUAUUUUUUUAGUGUUUUUCCUUCUUCUAUUGGCAUUGCUUCUAUAACUUUUAAUGUUACAUGUGGCUAGGGGCUUUCCUGCUUAGCGCACUGAUGCAAUAGUUAAAAUUGCUUCUACGUCACUGGGUUGCUGGUUGGAUUCAUCUUUAUUAACUAUAUAGAAUUGUAGACUGAUGUUUUAGUGUUUUCCAGCACAAAUAAAAUAAACAGUAAUCAGUACUUAUAGUAAUCAGUUUUGUAUAACUCAAAAAAAGGAAAACAAAACCCAGUACUUUUGUCGUAAGGGAUUGACAGGCUAAUCUACGUGUAUGGUAACUGGAAAGUUCCAGCUUGUUAAAUUUAUUACAAUUUGUAUUACAUUCUCUGUAGUUCCUAAUGGACUUAAUUAUGGACUCUGAAUAUUUGCACUUAUGUACUUGAUACCGAAUGCAGAAAUAAAUGUUACUAAAUGUAAAA